Molecule: messenger RNA, 249 nt
Organism: Gongylonema pulchrum
Lineage: Eukaryota; Metazoa; Nematoda; Chromadorea; Rhabditida; Gongylonematidae
Source: the annotation of a GenBank genome assembly
AUGAGCAGGAAGGAAGCGUAUCGAGCAGUAAUGCUUAUUCUUGCAGAUUCUGGGAUAUGUCCAGUACAGAAGAAUAAGCACAAUGUGACGAGCGAAGCUCCGGAUGAAGAAGCUGAACUACUCGUACGAUAUUACUUCGACCCGGUUACUGAGCAGUGCUAUCCGUUCGGCGCUCAACUUUGCGGUGGUAAUGCGAAUCGUUUUGACAGUCUUGCCCAGUGUCAAAGUUUUUGCAGAAAGCGCAAAUAG